Messenger RNA from Amborella trichopoda, 2447 nucleotides. RefSeq names its product CYCLIN D1;1 (gene CYCD1;1). The record is from RefSeq and is a predicted model, not a curated record. Lineage: Eukaryota; Viridiplantae; Streptophyta; Magnoliopsida; Amborellales; Amborellaceae.
GAAGACGAGGGAAGGCAACGAAAGAGCCAAAAUGACUUCCCGCGUCUUCUAACACUGAGCUUUCCGGCGAAUUUUCCGGCAAGAAUCCGGCAAUCAAUAUCGGAACCCACUAUCUAUCUUUCUUUUCUGUGGACUUCUGGCCUUUCACUAUCAUCUCCGGCCAUAAUCUCAAGACUUAACGGGUAAAACAACUGACAAAACCAGGGAGCGGUUCUUUGUUUACUGGCUUUACCGUCGACUUUGCCGGAUUCUGAAUUUUUUUGGGCAUUGUAGAUAUUGAACCAGCAAUUCAACUGACUAUAAACCAAGUCAUUCUUCUUCUGCUUUAGCCGGAUUUACUGAACUCUCCGGUGAUAUAGUUUAACCAGAGACCCUAUUCACUUCUCCAUCAGAGACUUGAUAAUCUGACAUUUAACUAGUAACCCAACUCAAAAAGAGCCAACUUCUUCUUUGUCGCCUACGUUAUUCUGGCAUUUGGCCGGAUUUCCUGGACUUUCUGGUUGAUUUCCAGCAUCUAACUGGCAGAUGCCUAGACAAUCCUUCAUAACACUUAUCCUGUGCAAUAUUUGCAGUGUAUUUAGCCGGAUUACGGCGAGCUACAAUCCCAUCUGAAACUUUGGCUUGAACCCAACCUCUGAAAUUUCCCCUGCUGCAAUUUUCAGGCCAUUUGGCCAGAAUCCUACGAGUUUUGAGCCAUGGAUGGAGGGCAUACGGGGAAAUAAUGGCUGAUAAUCCGGGGGCUUCCCAUUACAUAGACCACCACUACCACCACCAUGUCCUUGUCUUCUGAUUGUUUAUCAGACGAUCUUCUUUGCUCAGAAGAUGCCAGCUUCGUGGGCAUCUGCGACCGGGAUUUCUCACCAGAAAUUGAUUUUCCGGCAGACUCAGUCGCCGGAUUUCUUGAAUACGAGUCCGAUUUUAUCCCCCCAAAUGAUUAUUCAGAGAGAUUCAGAGAUGGAAGUAUUGACCUCUCUGCUCGCAAAGACGCCAUAGCCUGGAUUCUCAGGGUUCAUACUUAUUAUCAGUUCAGGCCCUUAACGGCGUAUCUGGCCGUUAACUACGUGGAUCGCUUCUUAUCUUCUCACGCCUUGCCGCAAGGAAAGGGGUGGCCAUUCCAGCUCCUAUCAGUGGCUUGCUUGUCCCUUGCUGCUAAAAUGGAGGAGCCCACUGUUCCUACCCUCUUGGAUUUGCAGGUGGGUGGAGCUCGAUUCAUAUUCGAGGGUCGAACAGUGAGAAGAAUGGAGGUUUUGGUGCUGAGCAAGCUUGGGUGGAGAAUGCGUUCUGUAACACCCUUCACUUUCAUUCAUCAUUUCCUCCAAAACUUCUUCAAUUCCACCUCACCUUUCCUCUUGUCCCGAGCCACUCAGCUCGUUCUUGGCACCAUCCAUGGAACCGAAUUCAUGGAUUUCCGGCCUUCAUCGAUCGCGGCUGCUGCUGCGCUCUGUGCAGGAGAUGACCUCCCUGAAUUCCCAUCUCUCAAGAAAGCAAAACCCGGCAUCUUCUCCAUCGAUGGCUUGUGCAGAGAAAGCACAUUGAGUUGCUACCAGUUGAUGAGAGAGAUCUUAAUCAGAAGGCCGAAGCCCAUGAAAACGCCUGCGCCUCUGUUUAGAGUGAGCCCACGAAGCCCAAUUGGGGUUCUGGACCGCCAUGAAUUACCACUCUCCUCUUCCUCCUACUCAUCUUCCACUUCCAAUAAGCGUCGUAAGCUCAAUGAGUUAUGUGAUGCCAUUGCCAACGGUCCUGCUCAAGAGAGAGAAAUAUAACCUGGUGAGAGAGAGUGGAAAAAUGGUGGAAGAAAUUCUAGAGAGAGAAAGAGGAGAGAGAGAGGGUGGGGAUUUGUUAAGAGAAACCUCGGGUAAAAGGUUUGAGAUUGGAUUGUCACGAGAAUCCUCAGCAUUUUUCAGUGAAAGGAUUCUUGAGUUUGAAUACUAAUAUAUAAAUAAAUUAAUAAUAAAGGAAAAGAAAAGAGAGUGUGGGUUUUGAGAGUGAUGAAUUGGGAUUGUUUUUUGAUAUUAUUUAUUAUUAUUUGGAUUUUUUAAUUAUGAUAGUGUGCAGAUUCCCGAGGGUCAUUUUGUUUUCAAGUGAGAGAAACUGAUGUGUGUGGUGUGGGGUGACGUGGGGUCAAAACUCUGAACUCUAGAGAGAGAAACUGAGUUUAGAGAGAGAAAGUGUGUGUUUAUUAUUUUGUAUACUGAUGAUGAUGAAGAAGAUGAUGGAAAUGUUUGGAUUGGAGAGGAGUGAGGGAUUGAAUUCAAAGGCAGCAUUGAUUGAAACGGGUUGGAAUGGUGGGUCUUUCUACUGUUCUCAAAAGUGGGGUUCGGGUUUGCAGAGAGUGAAAGAUGGAGAGAGAGAAUAGGUAUUGUCAUAUGUAAAUUUUGAUACUGGAUUUUUGCUGUAAUCAUAGUGUUUCAUUGAUUGGAAUUUAUUCCAUGUCUGUGUUUUGUGUU